AGUGAAAGAUAAAGUAAGUGCGUGAAGCCAGCGCUUGAAUUGGGCCAACUCCUUUCCUGCGAAGAAUCUGCUUGUUUGGCAAGAAGGCAAAUUAUUAAAAGAAGUGGAUGAUCAUCGUUAACAAUUCAGAGCGAACGAUCCUCGGUAAUAAGUUUGCUGGCUCGUCAUUCUGGGCUGUUUGCCGGACCUAACCUAGUCAAAGCGUGGGUUAACGCGUCCGUCAUACAAAAUGUCGCAGAAAAUUAAGAAAUUAUCCUCGAAAGCAUCAUCUACGACGACGACGACGGCGAAAACGGAGCCACCAGCGGUUAUUGCCGAGACGUCCUCUGUAUCGUCUUCCGGUUCGACUGUUUCCAGUCCGUCAGAUGUAGCCGGGGUCGAGACGGCGUUGAGCCCAUCGCGCCGUAGCCGGUUGCGAGAGAAGAACAAUUUGAUGAACCUAAACGAUCGGUUGGCGUGCUACAUCGAGCGGGUCCGUUACCUAGAGCAGGAAAAUUCACGCCUCUUGCACGAGCUGUCCACACUGCAGGACACGGCCAACCGGGAGGUAUCCGGACUGAAGGCCAUCUACGAGCACGAGCUGACCGAUGCGCGCAAACUGCUUGACGAGACGGCCCGUGAUAAGGCUAGGCUUGAGAUCGAAGCGAAACGUUACUGCGAGGAGAAUGAGCAGCUGCGUAUGAAGUUGAACCGCCGUACUAAGGAGCUGAGUGAGCUGGAGAAGGAUGCACGUGUGCACGAGUCGCGCUGCAUCGAGCUGACCGCUAGCUACAACACGAUCUGCUCCGAGCGGAAGAAGCUACAGGAGGAGCUCAACGAGGCAGAGAAGGAAGCGGAAAAGCUGCGCCGUACCUUCGACACGAUGCGCAAGGAGUACGAGCACGAGACGCUGGUACGCGUUGAUCUGGAGAAUAACAUCCAGAGUCUGCGCGAGGAGCUCACGUUCAAGGAGCAGGUCCACAGCCAGGAGCUGAACGAGAGCAAGCUGCGACGACAGAACGAAAUCAGCGAAAUGGAUGGCUACCUAAUGGAGCAGUAUGAGACGAAGUUGCAACAGACGCUACAGGAACUGCGCGAUCAGUACGAGCAUCAACUGCGCAUCAAUCGCGAGGAAAUAGCCGGUUUGUUCGAGGGUCGUAUCCACUCGUUUGAGGAACGAUUGGCGCUUGAGCGUAAGCGCCACGAGGAGGAAAAGGGUAAAAUGGCACAAGAGAUCGAUAGGAUGCGCAACGAUAUGGCGGUCCAGCUGAAGGACUAUCAGGAUCUGAUGGACAUCAAGAUAUCACUCGAUCUCGAAAUAGCAGCGUACGAUAAGUUGCUAUCAUCGGAGGAAUCGCGACUCAACAUCACACCGAGUGUGACGAGCACGACGAGCGCUUCGCGCCUCUUCCGUACCCCGUCCUCGCUAAAGCGGAAACGGAAUGCACUCGAUGAAUCGCUCGACUAUUCGAUCGUGACUUCGGCCAAAGGCGAUCUGGAGGUUAGCGAGUGCGAUCCCGAGGGCCGGUUCGUACGGAUUCAGAACAAGUCGAAACAGGAGUACCCACUGGCAGGUUGGCAGCUAGUGCGCCGUCCUCAUGAUGCCCCCGAGGUACGGUUCAAGUUUGGCAAAGGCAGUAAAAUCGAGGGCAACGGUAUGGUAACGGUUUGGGGUACGGUCGCCAAUCGUAAAUCGGAUCCACCAAUCGAUCUAGUUAUGAAAAGCUCACUCUGGACGGUUACCGAUACGAUGGUGACGACACUCCUCAAUGCUGAGGGUGAAGAGGUGGCCCUGGUCGAGCGACAGCGUACAAGUAAAGUGCCAAAGGAUAAGUACUUCCACGAGGAAACCGGUGGUCGUAUCGGGGUGUCCUAUUCCGCUGGUCAGCAUACGAAGCGAUCGCCUCCCAACAGUAGUAGCAUGCAGGUAGCAAACGGAUCGCACGGCAAAACCGACGAGCAGUGCAGUAUCAUGUGAGCAGCUGUC
Molecule: messenger RNA, 1966 nt
Organism: Anopheles darlingi
Lineage: Eukaryota; Metazoa; Arthropoda; Insecta; Diptera; Culicidae
Product: lamin Dm0-like
Exons: 1
Coding region: 230-1957 (575 amino acids)
Source: RefSeq, a predicted model, not a curated record